Molecule: messenger RNA, 3342 nt
Organism: Salvelinus fontinalis (brook trout)
Lineage: Eukaryota; Metazoa; Chordata; Actinopteri; Salmoniformes; Salmonidae
Product: microtubule-associated protein 6 homolog
Exons: 3
Coding region: 447-1625 (392 amino acids)
Biological process (GO): regulation of microtubule cytoskeleton organization; cytoskeleton-dependent intracellular transport; microtubule cytoskeleton organization
Cellular component (GO): Golgi-associated vesicle; microtubule; cis-Golgi network
Molecular function (GO): calmodulin binding; microtubule binding
Source: RefSeq, a predicted model, not a curated record
UCUUUGCGGCCUAACGGUGACGGACCCAGGUGACAGUUCACCGUGCAGACCCUUCUGAGGUUUCUGGAACGUAGCGGGGUGGGGCCCCUCUGAUGCGCAACCAGAAAGCCGAUACAGACCGCGAAUGCAAUGGCAAAUUCAGUCUAUUUCAGUUUAAAUUAUAUUAGCUGUGUAGAACUAGUAGCCUACAAAGGACUUUCCUCAUUUGUAUUAUAAGGCUCUUCAAUUUCUUACCAUCCAGCAAGCAUCGUAGGAUUUCUGAAAAAUAGAGACAUAGGUAGACACGUACAUUGUUCUGACUGGACAGAAUCUGAGUGGGCGCAGGGAGCAUCAUUUUCCCGUCUCUGGUCAGUGAGUAGGACGUUCAUUCAGGCCUCUCUCAUCAGUAGCCUAAAACGUUGAUUCAGAUUUUAAGUGCAUAGGUUAUUAUAUAUCCAUCGUUGAUUAUGGCCUGGCCGUGCAUCACACGGGCUUGCUGCAUUAACCGCUUCUGGAGUGAGUUAGACAAAGCAGACAUCGCUGUGCCUUUGGUUUUCACGAAAUAUUCGGAUGUGGCUGAGGUGCAACAUCUCCACCCUCAGCCUCCAUCUAGACAGACGAGGACCGGCCCCAUCACCAUAGAAACCCAGCCUUCUCACAGUGAACAGGAGGCGGUGGCGGCGGUAAAGGCACCGCCCGCGACUGGUGCCGCAUCAGGAAAACAUGGCUGUAGUGCGUCUGUGAUGCGCCAGGAUUUCAGGGAAUGGAAAGAUAUACGCCCGGAGCCCAGCUGCAAACCCAAGAAUGAAUAUCACCCCUCCGCGACACCUUUCCACAACGUAACACAGUAUCAGAAGGAUUAUAAGCCAUGGCCUGUCCCGAAAAAGGGAGACCACCCCUGGAUCCCCAAACCCAGCCCAACUGCCUCCUUCGAUGCCCAAGAACGGGGCGUUGGGACCACAACAAAGCAUGCAACUACAGAGCACGAGAGCGGUGUGGAGAAGAGUGAAAUUGAAGAAAAGGUGCAAGAGAAAGUAUCCAAAGAGAGGAAAAAGAAACCAGUGAAGAAGGAGAAAACUGUAGAGAAGAAAUUGAGUGCCAAAAUGGAGGUACAGCCACCGGCAGAUGUCACUGUGGAGAGGAAAGGAAGGGCAGCAGCAGACGCGCUGAACAGACAGAUUAAACAGGUCGUCUCAACUGGCAGCUCUUAUAGAAAUGAGUUCAAGGCGUACAAAGAUGUGAAGCCAGUGAAGUCAACCAAGCCCCAGUCUCAGUACAAACCGCCUGUGGAUGACAAGGACAAGUCCAGCCUGGAGACCAGCUACAGCGCCACCUACAAGGGGGAGCAGGCUAAGGUGCAGCCCACUGACAACAAGCUGCUGGAGCGCAGGAGGAUACGCAGCCUGUACAAUGAGCCAGGCGGCAAGGAGACCACCAAGGUGGACAAGACAAAAACCAAAGCAAAAAAGACAACGACAACGAGCAAAAUGGUGAAAAAGGCGAAAGAGAAGACCAUCGCUGGUGCACUGUCAACCAAGAAGAAAACCUCCACGAGCACCAAGCCAGACGAGUCCAAGCCAGAGGGAGGCGUUAUCUCAAAGAAGAGCAAAGAGAUAAGCAAUAGACUGGCUGAGGCAAAAAAGUAAAAACAAAACAUCUCUGCACUACUUUAAUUAGGGAAUUAAAGGCUGCCUAAUGAAUUAGAGGACUCUCAUCCAUUUGGUCUAUCUCUUUCUCUCUGUAUUUUCCUUCAUGUUCCUCAUCUCUAUGUAUACGCACUAGAUGUGGAGCUUUUAAGUUGACAUUUUGACGUUUUCACCAGGCUGUCGUUUAACUAUAGUGCUUUGUGCGUGUCUGUGUGAUCGCGGGUGUGUGUGUGUGAGUGUACACUUACUCUCUCUGUUAUAAGUUCAGCACAGAUUUUGCACAUUAUUUUGUUGCAUUUGUCAAUCUUUUGUAGAAAGAAAACCAUUGUAAAACAGAGAGUCAUUGAUACACAUAGUAUACGUAGAGAACCGUAUAUGGCUCUUAAAUGGCUGUUGAAGGCAGUGAGAGGUUUUGAUUAUUUUUCUGACUAUCUAUCCUUAUAGUGGUGAUGGACUGUCUCUCUUCUUUUCCAUCUCUUAGACUGCAAUGACUAUCUGGUCUCUGCAGAUAUAAAAUCUUAAUUACUGUAGCGUUUCCUGGUUACAGUGACUCCACUCUUUGGACCUAAUUUUCAUUUAAUUAUUCGGGAAGAUAUCUGGUUUCAUCAAUUUGGUUGCUAAGGAACUAGCUGAACUGUAAUGUCAUUUCUACAGCUUGCAUGCAAGGCCCUCUUUCUGGUUGUAUAGUAGCAUUCAAGUAUCCUAUUCCCACGGUCACAAUCUAGUUUGUAAUUGAAAUCAUUCAUGAGAAAUCAAAGGGGGCAAACCAUUUCCAGAAUAACUGCAUGUGUAGUGAUAGUCUGAUCUCAUACCAUAAGUGUCUACACAAACAAACAACAAAACUGUCACUGACUUACAGUACAAAAGAUGGCACGUAGUAUUCUAGUGCCUAUUGAAGCUGUUAUGUCAACCCACCAGCUUUGUAGUUCUGCCUUCACACACGUGGUUCUACUGCCUUCUUCAAUGUGAGAACCACUUUGUCAACUUUCCAGUUAUUUGAUACAGUAUGAAAACUGAUGUAUUUCUGAUAAUACACCCCUCUUUAAUGAUAUGUCUUUAUUUUAUCCAUUACAAAGCUGUGAUGCUAUUUGUGUGCAAAACCAUGUAUAGUGUUAAAAAUGAGCAUAUGUAUGAUAUAGGAAAUAGGAUUUUGUAUUUACUCAAUCACCUCCACUUUCUUCAAUGGGCUCAGUAGUUCAGUGUAAAAAGAUAAGAUGUGGGCCAGGAUUAGAAGAUCAAAAUCGCUUUUUGGAACAUGCAGCUGCCUGUCUGGAACCAUUGAUAUGAGAUCAAUUCACAUUGAAUGUGAGUGCUACUCUCACCCUGUCUCUCUUAUGUCUGUGUACCUGCAGUCCGCCAGUGUGUUACAGUAUGUGGCAGUCCUCCUCCCAUAUGCUGUUGUGUGUCUGCUACUGUCUAUUGUAUCCCCAGACCACCUUGCUCUCUGCUGCCUGUCAGGGUUCAGUGUGUUAAACCUCCACAGCCCACCGGCUCCUAGCGCCUGCCCCCCAGUACAGUAACUAACGUGUUGAGCACACCACACCUCGGUGCUAUGACACUCUGAACUAUAUGCUGUCAGUUUGAUGCUAAUGUACUCAAACCGUGUGAAAUGAUGACAAUACGAUGUCAUAUACUGCAGAUGUGUUGUGAUUGUGUGCUUGUGUGCUUGUAUUCUCAGCUUGCUCUGAAUGAACUGAUUAAAAAUGUUGAAGCAGAA